Molecule: messenger RNA, 1624 nt
Organism: Alligator mississippiensis (American alligator)
Lineage: Eukaryota; Metazoa; Chordata; Crocodylia; Alligatoridae
Product: zinc finger protein ZFP2-like
Exons: 2
Coding region: 41-1537 (498 amino acids)
Biological process (GO): regulation of transcription by RNA polymerase II
Molecular function (GO): DNA-binding transcription factor activity; RNA polymerase II cis-regulatory region sequence-specific DNA binding
Source: RefSeq, a predicted model, not a curated record
GCGGCGCAGCCGGGACUUCCUGCGCCGGGCCCGGGGCGCGAUGGCCACAUGCAGCGCCGAGCGCGCGGGGCGGGGCAGCGGGGAGGCGGAUGGGGACGGGGCGGCUGCUCCCUCGGGCUCGGGCGCGGGGCGCAGGCGGCGGGCGCGGGGCCGCCCGGGGCCGGUGAUCUGCGGGACGUGCGGGAAGAGCUUCGCCAAGGCCUCGGAGUUCGCCAAGCACGAGCGCACGCACACGGGCGAGCGCCCCUUCGCCUGCCCCGACUGCGGCCGCGCCUUCGCCAACAGCUCCAACCUGCUGCGGCACCGCCGGGGCCACGCCGGCGCCCGCCCCUUCCCCUGCCCGCGCUGCCCCAAGCGCUUCCGCCACAAGGAGCACCUGGCCCGCCACGCCCGCCUGCACGACGGCGCCGCGGACCGGGCGGGCGGCGGCCCCCCGCGCAACGGCGCCGACCCCCAAGACAACAGCGGCGUCCAGCCGGAUGGCGGGACGGGCCUCCAGGAUGAGGCGGGUGGCGGCAGCGCCGGGCCCUCCGCGCCCUACCCGUGCCCGGCCUGCGGGGCGGCCUACCGGACGCUGGCAGCCCUGCGGCGCCACGGAGCCAGCGCCCACGCCGCCCCUGCCGCCAAGCGCCACGCCUGCCCGGACUGCGGCAAGGCCUUUGGACGCGGGUCGUCGCUGCGGGAGCACCGCCGCGUGCACACGGGCGAGCGGCCCUUCGGCUGCCCGCAGUGCGGCAAGCGCUUCAGCCAGCGCUCGGCCCUGGCGCUGCACGCCCGCCUGCACACGGGCGAGCGGCCGUACCUGUGCGGGGACUGCGGGCGCCGCUUCCGCGUCAGCUCGGCCCUGCUGGCCCACCAGCGCCGCCACACCGGGGAGAGGCCGUACCCGUGCGGCGACUGCGGGCGCCGGUUCGGCGACCGCAAGGCCCUGACGCGCCACCGCCGCGUGCACACGGGCGAGCGGCCGUACUUGUGCGGGGACUGCGGCAAGGCCUUCGCCCAGAGCUCGGCGCUGGCCACGCACCGGCGCGUGCACACCGGGGAGACGCCCUACGCCUGCGGCGGUUGCCCCAAGCGCUUUGGCGACCUCUCGGCCCUGCGGCGCCACGAGCGCACCCACACGGGCGAGCGCCCCUACCGCUGCCCGCAGUGCCCCAAGGCCUUCAAGCACAGCUCGGCACUGGCGCAGCACGGCCGCGUGCACUCGGGCGAGCGCCCGUACCGCUGCCCUCAGUGCCCCAAGGCCUUCGCCCAGGGCUCCACGCUGCUGCAGCACCGGCGCGUGCACACGGGCGAGCGCCCGUACCCCUGCGCCCGCUGCGGGCGCCGCUUCUCACAGGGCUCGGCUCUGGCUCAGCACCAGCGGGUCCACACGCGCCAGGCCGAGCCCCAGCCGGGGCCCGGGGGCGGGCGGCUCUACCGGGACCCCUUCGUGCGGCCCGGCGAGGAGGACGACACAGAGGACGAGGUGGUGGUGUGGCCCCCGGGCACCUGGGACGCCCACCUGGAGCCGGAUGUCAAAGAGGAGCCCGAGUGACUGUCCCCACACCCUCUUACCUGUGUCCCUGUCCUGGGGGUUGUGGCUGUACCCCCGGGGGCAAUAAACACGGGAUCUUGUCUCCCA